Molecule: messenger RNA, 4493 nt
Organism: Malurus melanocephalus (red-backed fairy wren)
Lineage: Eukaryota; Metazoa; Chordata; Aves; Passeriformes; Maluridae
Gene: TESK2
Product: testis associated actin remodelling kinase 2
Exons: 11
Coding region: 350-2365 (671 amino acids)
Biological process (GO): protein phosphorylation; actin cytoskeleton organization
Cellular component (GO): cytoplasm; nucleus
Molecular function (GO): ATP binding; protein serine/threonine kinase activity
Source: RefSeq, a predicted model, not a curated record
UCACCCUGAGGGGGGCAAAAAAAAGUAUCCUCUUUGUGACUGUUCACUUUGUUCAGGCUUUGUAGGUGGUCAUCAAAUUGUUGUAAAUGAACAUUUAAGUUUGGAAAAGAUGAAUAACCUCCUAAGUCYAAGGUUUAAAGAAAAGUAUGACACCUGUCAAGUUUUCCAGUCCAAGCUGAAUUUGAUGGGCUCCAGAGUCAAGCCAAAUUUGAUGGGUUCCAGAGUCAUCCUGAUUACUUCAUCAUCCUCUUAAAAAGAAAAAAAAAUGAUGCAACAAGAGUAGAGAAGCCAGCAAAUUACCUAAGAUGUGAGAAAUCCUCCCGUAGUGAAAUAAAAYCUUGUUUUCAAAAUGGACCGAAGUAAGCGGAACUCAAUAGCGGGAUUUCCACCACGCUUGGAGCGCACUGAAGACUUUGAUGGUGGCACUGGAGAAGGGACUGCAUCGCAGAUAGGAAGAGUUUGUACCUCUUCAUACAGAGCCCUGAUAAGUGCCUUUUCCAGACUUACUCGUCUUGAUGACUUCACAUGUGAGAAAAUUGGCUCUGGAUUCUUCUCUGAGGUGUUCAAGGUAAGGCACAGAACUUCAGACCAGGUAAUGGCYUUGAAGAUGAACACACUGAACAGCAACAGAGCAAACAUGCUGAAAGAGGUUCARCUUAUGAAUAGACUCUCACAUCCGAACAUCUUAAGGUUUAUGGGUGUCUGUGUGCAUAAAGGACAGCUGCACGCUCUUACUGAGUACAUCAAUUGUGGUAACCUGGAACAGCUACUAGAUGGUAACCAGCAUCUGCCCUGGACAGUGAGGGUGAAACUGGCAUAUGACAUUGCUAUGGGGAUCAGUUAUCUUCACUAUAAAGGCAUUUUCCACCGAGACCUUACAUCCAAGAACUGCUUAAUAAAACAUGAUGAGAAUGGAUACUCGGCAAUAGUUGGAGACUUUGGUUUAGCAGAAAAAAUUCCUGAUCACAGUGAGAAGUUACCAGUUGUGGGUUCACCCUUCUGGAUGGCACCAGAAGUUCUCAGAGAUGAGCCCUAUAAUGAAAAGGCAGAUGUGUUCUCCUAUGGCAUAAUUCURUGUGAGAUUAUAGCAAGAAUACAGGCAGACCCAGACUAUCUCCCUCGCACAGAGAAUUUUGGAUUAGAUUAUGAUUCCUUCCAGCACAUGGUGGGAGACUGUCCUCCUGACUUCCUCCAGCUGGCCUUCAACUGCUGUAACAUGGAUCCAAAGUUGCGUCCUUCUUUUGCUGAUAUUGUCAAAACACUGGAGGAAAUGUUAAACCGCCUGAGAAAUGAGGACUCAGAGAGAGACAGAAAGUUCUUGAACCUAGACAACAGUGAAAGAAAACCAAAAGGAGCAAUUGACAAAGGACCAGGAGUAAAACGUUUGAGUUCCUUGGAUGAUAAGAUCCCACCCAAGUCACCCCGUCCACGUCGGAAUAUCUGGUUGUCCCGCAGCCAGUCGGAUAUCUUCUCCCGCAAGCCUUCCAGGAAAAUAAAUGUGCAGGACCCCUACUACACACCAAGCAAAGGCUUGGGCCGGAAAGUUAAUCCCUUCAGUGCCCGGGAGGACCUCAAGGGGGGAAAGAUCAAAUUCUUUGACAUGCCAAGCAAGUCUGUGAUUUCCCUCGUGUUUGACUUGCAUUCUCCAGAGRCAGGUGGAGGCCUGAAAGCCAGCCAGUCCCAGUUCCGGCAGGCAUAUAGCACAGACUGGCAAGAACCUUCCCUUCUUCCUGGGAGGAGAUGCAGAUCACUUCCAGUCUCCCCUGAAUUACCGCACAAGGAAUAUGGCCUAUUUGGGGGACUGUCUUCAACUGUUGGCAGGUGUGACCCAGCCCAGUUAGGUGCAGAAGUUCGGCARAAACUCUUGAGUAGCACUAAAUAUGGUGUGUCAGAGAUACCCCCCUUUCACGCCAAGCCUCACAGACCAGAGUUUCUUCUUGCACCAGGACAAGAAGAGGAUAUGGACUGUUCAGAUGGGCCAAUGGUCCAGGAGGAAAAUGGSUUUUGCCCUGUUGAGACCACGUGUGGAGAUUUGGCAUGUGAUCARCCAUUAGUGCUGGCCCAGUCUGGACCACUAUCUUACAAAAACCUCACAGYUGAGAAUUCAGUGAACUCUGAAGGACAUGACUCCCCACAAGUGUUUGCAGGUUGUCUCCCUUCUGAAGAGAUGGAGGUAGAAGAUGAUCUUCUGAAAAUUACUCUAUUAGAGUCUACAAAGCCUCUGUUCAGUGUUAGUCCUUCCACUGAGCUGAAGAGAGAGGCAUGGCCCUUCAGGGAGCAGGAUGGGGACAGUCCUGCUCUGUUGUCUCAGACCUCCCCCAACAUCUCAGCGACUGGCAGCACAAAGUCAACUUGUGACAUAUGAAAAGAGGGCUCAAACUGAAUGUGUCCUUGAGGGAACAGUUGUUCCCAGUUGCUUAAACUCUUUUUUCUGCAGUGCUGGGCUUCACAUUUGUAAGAUUCAACGGAUGGUAGAAGCUGGCUGUCAGCUGCAGACAGUGUCUGAGGAGACAUUUUAUAAAACUUUAAUUCAAAUUGUGCUUAUUCCCUUUCCUGAUUUGCAUUAGGAGGGGGAACUACUCCAGCCUGAAUGGCCAUUGUGGGUCCCACAACCCUUCCAAGAGGCAGCAGCCAGAGCAGGCACCAUGUAAACAGUUUGACCUGAAUUUCCAGCAUGGGGCAUUUUAAGGUCUUAAGCUCCACAUAGAGUAGAAAGAAUGACCCUUAGAUUUUUCUCUCUUCCUCUGACUGACCAGUUCCUCUAAGCCACAGCAGAUUUUUCAUUAACAUUCUGCAUCAGUGCACGUGAGUUGGAGCCUCUGUUUUAGAAACAGGCACAGAAGUUUUUCCAAGCUAUGUUGAGCAGAUAGGAAUGCUCUCUGGUUCCAGAGCUGCUUUGAAUGCUGUUGUAGCAUUAAACAAGCUCUUCUUUCAAAAGCAGCAAAAACAAAACCCCUCAUGCUGGUCACAAUCUGCAGGCUGAGUCACAUGACAAGUACUUUGCAAUUAACAAGAAGAAUCUGUUCCCUGGUGUUUCAGUUUCCCUUGGGAUUUAGUAAUGAUGUUUAAUACAUUUGUGCAGGGAAGCUCUCUUCCUUGUACAGCUCCUUAUGUACCUCAGACCAAAUGUGCAGGAAGAUUUGCCCAGGGCCCAGAGAGGCAUAUUCCAGGCAUUGCCUUUUCUAGGCUUCUGAGGAAACUGCCCCUGAAAGUACCAGCUGUACUGAGCUUUUGGCAGGGGUGGGCUCUUAUCYCUGAAGAGCUGAGUGGACAUUAUGAUCUGUUUUUGCAGAAUAGUUAAAUGCUGUAGUUACAUCACAACUGACUAUUAGCUCUAAGCUAUUAGGGUCACAUUCACUUCCCUCACUGGUACAAGAUCCUAUCUGACUGAUUUCACUGCAGUAAUGAUGGCUCCUCACCAGCCUGCUUAACAGAAGRCAGGGAUCUCCUGCUCAGGGGAAGUUGCCAGCAGUGUUGUAGCCCCACAAGUACUCUUGGAGAGGACAACUCACAGGAGGGCUUUGAAUUGGCAAACUGAAAAAAAAUUAGCUUGUCCCAAAUUGACUUUUUAUUUCCAUUACAGAAAGAAGCUGCUAUCUUUAUUGGCUUCUCCUGUCACUGAAUAGGAUGAUCUUUUUAUUUAUUUAUUUUUUUUACUUCCCUCCACCRGCAGGUACCUGUGAAAGGAGCAACAUGAGCUUUAAUGCUUUUUGCUGGAACCAGCAUCAGUGAUCCCUGUUUUGGGAUGUAAUGUAUGGAAAAGCUUGUUCUGUGACUUUUGUGCAACAUCCUGCCCUUUUCCACUAUCRUCAUCCCAAAACCAUGGGAUUUUUAAAAUUUUAUUUAUGCGGUUUUUUAACCUAUAUGAUCAUUCCUAAGUGAGGUAAAACAUUGCACACCUGCUGAGCAGAUGGUGAUGCAGGAGAAUCCAGAAUUUCAUCCARGUAGCCUGUUACACUCUUCCUGCUCUCUUGUAAGGAUGGAUGCUGUAAAAUAAUCUCUGAUGGAAGCCAGAUUAUUUCUACUCUUCUCCCAUCUCAAAGAACGGAUGGAGAAAGCCUUAGUUCUUUCUUGGCUGGGGUGUGUAUCUUUCCAGAGGUGUAGGUAGUAGCUAUUCUGUGAGUUACAGCUAUGACUUCCUCUAGUGAAGUGUGUGUUCACYUGAGCAGUUCUCCAUUUGCCGUGGCUGCCAUGAAUGAACUGAGAAACCUGGUGUUGCUGARUUACUUAAUACAGUCCAUGCCAGAUUAGACAGCUAUUGGCAGUUUGAAAGAAAAUGCCUGUGCUCACUAAGAUCACCCCUUUUGGCCCAUACCUCUCUGCCUCUUGAAGGUGCUGAUCUGUAGAGUAGUCUCUGUCUUCUGUAUAGUGUCUGCAGAGUGCAGAGCAGCUUGUAUGCCUGGCACUGCGUAACUUCGAGGACAGAGAAACACCAGAACUCAAUUGCCAGUGAGUUGCCUGCCUGGUGCCUGCUUGCUCUUGCUUUUUUUUUU